Messenger RNA from Microthlaspi erraticum, 216 nucleotides. Lineage: Eukaryota; Viridiplantae; Streptophyta; Magnoliopsida; Brassicales; Brassicaceae. The record is from the annotation of a GenBank genome assembly.
AUGAACAAGAUCAAGAAAAUGGCCUUACGUGUCAUCGCUGAGAGACUCUCAGAGGAAGAGAUUGGAGAUUGUUCUGAACAAGGUGUUACUUGUGGGGACAAGCCAAAGAAGAAGUACCGUAGAAAUAUUGGUCAUCGACAGCCAAACACGAGGAUUAGGAUUACAGGAAUCACAGGGUAUGAAGAGUAUCCAGCGUCACCCAAUGUUGCGGUUUAA